UCUUGUAUCUGUGCGAAUAUUCAGUUGACCCUAAACUCGAUCAAAGAACAUACAGGCAAAUAGUGGUCGCAUAAGGCCGCCCGAGUCGCAUAUCCAAGGCGUUACUAACCGGCUCAGCAGCUAGCUGAGACGACAGUAGAUCGAUGCAUUUUGCAACCCGAUGUUUUGCAAGGGUACGAACAAUCACUUGUUCCGGUUUCUCUUCGUGGCCCCCAGAGCCCCCCCAACCACGGAAUGACGGACAAAGGGCUGGCCAGUAACAGAGCGUCCCUUGCCCCGAACUACCUUCUUUUGUAUGGUACCUUGGGGUAUACUAGUAGUCUAGUAUGGAAGGUGCAUCUUCCCUGCCACGAGCCUCUUCCGUGGAUCUAUCACGACUCUUAGCUCGAGGAGAGUGGAUCUCGGACGAAAGCGUGUCUAACUGUAGUACCUUGACCUUACUUUCUACACGCCUCCCCUUGACGCAACCCGGCAUGAGCCAAGCUACCCCCAGGUUUAAACGCUUCCGAUACUGACCGAACCCGUCCUGUCCAACAAGUUUAUAACUAUGAAGGACCCCGUCCAUCGAACAGCUUCUCCUUUCUUGAACUCUCUCGUUAAAGCUCCUCGUUCCAGCAUUGCAUCCUCCCAUAAUCUGAGAAACGUCGACGCCUACAACAAAGCAACAUUUGCAACCAUGAUCCACAACAACGUCAACAAGACCUCGCUGCACCCGAGUGGUGUCCAGGCACAUAUCCCCCAUGAACACACCGAGCUAGAGGAGGAACUGCACGAGAAGGCACACAUCGACUACGACAGGGUCGCUAUUAUCCCCAACCCGUCAGUUCCGGCACUGUAUGAGGAUGCAUUGGUGUACGAGCCCGGCUCGGCCAUAUCAUCAACGGGUGCUCUCACAGCGUACUCGGGUAACAAGACGGGUCGUUCUCCCUUGGACAAGCGAGUUGUCAAGGAGCCGACAUCAGAAAACGACAUCUGGUGGGGACCCGUUAACAAGCCCAUGAGCCCUGACGUCUGGAAGAUCAACCGUGAGCGCGCCAUCGACUACCUCAACACAAGGAGUCGUAUCUACGUUGUCGACGGGUAUGCUGGAUGGGACGAGAAGUACCGGAUCCGAGUGCGCGUGGUUUGCGCUCGUGCCUACCAUGCCCUCUUCAUGCGCAACAUGCUCAUUCGCCCGCCUCGUGAGGAGCUCGAGCACUUCCAGCCCGACUACACCAUUUACAACGCCGGAACUUUCCCCGCCAAUAGGUAUACCGAGGGUAUGACUUCAGGCACCUCAGUCGCCAUCAACUUCGCUGAGAAGGAGAUGGUCAUCCUGGGUACCGAAUAUGCCGGUGAGAUGAAGAAGGGUAUCUUCACCGUCUUGUUCUACGAGAUGCCCAUCAAGCACAACGUGCUCACGUUGCAUUCGUCUGCGAACGAGGGCAAGAACGGAGACGUCACACUCUUCUUCGGUCUGUCGGGUACUGGCAAGACCACGCUGUCAGCUGACCCCAACCGCAUGCUGAUCGGUGAUGACGAGCACUGCUGGAGCGACAGCGGUGUCUUCAACAUUGAGGGUGGUUGCUACGCAAAGUGCAUCGGUCUCUCGGCCGAGAAGGAGCCCGAUAUCUUUGGUGCCAUCCAGUUCGGCUCAGUCCUCGAGAACGUCGUAUUUGACCCUAACACUAGGGUCGUCGACUACGAUGACUGCACCCUGACCGAGAACACCCGAUGUGCCUACCCCAUCGAGUACAUCUCCAACGCCAAGAUCCCCUGCCUGUCCAACAACCACCCCAGCAACAUCAUCCUCCUGACCUGCGACGCCCGUGGUGUUCUCCCGCCGAUCUCCAAGCUCAACAGCGCCCAGACCAUGUUCCACUUCAUCUCCGGUUACACCUCCAAGAUGGCCGGUACCGAGGACGGUGUUACUGAGCCGCAAGCCACUUUCUCGUCAUGCUUUGCCCAGCCCUUCCUGGCCCUGCACCCGAUGCGCUACGCCAAGAUGUUGGCUGACAAGAUUGAGCACCACAACGCCAACGCCUGGUUGCUCAACACCGGUUGGGUCGGUGCCGGUGCCGCUCAGGGUGGCAAGCGCUGCCCUCUCAAGUACACUCGUGCCAUUCUCGACGCCAUCCACUCGGGCGAGCUCGCCAAGCAGGAGUACGAGACGUAUGAGGUCUUUAACCUCCAGGUGCCCAAGAGCUGCCCUGGCGUGCCCUCGGAGCUGCUCAACCCCAAGGCCGCCUGGACCGCUGGGAACGACAGCUUCGACACCGAGGUCAAGAAGCUUGGUGGCCUGUUCCUUGAGAACUUCAAGAAGUACGAGAGCGAGGCUACUGAGGAUGUCAUCAAGGCCGGUCCCGUUGUCUGAUUGGCAUGACUUAUUUUCUUUUCACAUUUGAACACCUAUUCCGACUUUCAUCUCGACGAAAAAGGUUGAGACACACCCUUUUUCCUUAUCAUGUCGUAAUUCAUGGGUUUGCACGGGGUUGUUUUCUACAUUAAGCCUCUUUGGUCAUAUAUUCUGGUUUUUUGUUUACAUUUGUUUUGGGUAGUCAGCCUUCACCUCAUGAAAAGUAGGUAUGACAUGGGUAUGAUUUCUAGUUAUUGGGUUAGUCUUGUUGUUCACGACGACUCCUGGAGACUGAGACAACAAGGUGCUUGGGUGGGUUGCGUGGGAUGGAAGACGUUCAUAUGUUCAUAGUCCAAAGGGAAUCGAAUCCCUGAGUAGGACAAGUUAAAUUAGAGGAAAAAAAAAGAUUGAUACUUCAUUUGACUACUUCUAGGAUGCUUGAAGGAAGGAAUGAUAACCUGGC
Molecule: messenger RNA, 2798 nt
Organism: Pyricularia oryzae 70-15
Lineage: Eukaryota; Fungi; Ascomycota; Sordariomycetes; Magnaporthales; Pyriculariaceae
Product: phosphoenolpyruvate carboxykinase
Exons: 10
Coding region: 548-2353 (601 amino acids)
Biological process (GO): gluconeogenesis
Cellular component (GO): cytosol
Molecular function (GO): phosphoenolpyruvate carboxykinase (ATP) activity; ATP binding
Source: RefSeq, a predicted model, not a curated record